AUGCCUACAGCAACGAAAACAUUGAUGUUCUUAUCCAGCUUUGUCACAAGCUUGGGGACUUUCAUCGUAAUUUGCUCUAUUCUCGCCACUCAAGAGUGGAUCCGCAGUACAAUUGCCAUUCGUGACUCUUCUUCGAAUGGUAGCGUGAUCCUCACCUACGGACUCUUUCAUGGGAAGAGUAUUCAAGAAUUGAAUCAUGGAAUUGCAGAAUCAGACAAAAAUUUUGAAGUUUUAGGGAUACUGAACAAUUCUUCCCAAAAGACUCUGCACUCAGUGGUCAUCCUCUUCCUGGCCCUCAGUUUGUCCGCGUCGCUGCUGAGCUCUGGGUUUACCUUCUACAACAGCGUCAGCAACCCUUAUCAGACCUUCUUGGGACCAAUGGGGGUGUACACCUGGAGCGGGCUCAGCGCAUCCUUCAUCUUCAUAACCAUCGUGCUCUUUGUGGGGAACACACAAUCCAACCACCUCUCGGAAGAGCUGGCCCAGAGGCUCUACCCACUGUAUCCAGCAGCCACUCACCAAGGAACCUCCCACAGUUACGGAUACUCAUUCUGGCUCUCCCUGCUCGUCAUUUUUCUAAACGUAGUGACCUCGGUCAUCAUCAUCUUCUACCAGAAGGCCAGGUACAAGCGGAAGCAGGAGCACAAAAAGCCCAUGGAAUAUGCCCCGAGGGAUGGAAUUUUGUUCUGAGCUCUGUAUCCGCAUUUGGCGGGUAGGUCUGUUCUGUCAUACGCCAGCUCCCCGAGCAGUAACUGGCUGGCUUGCCUGGAUAAUCAGCAGGUGAAGUGCAGCCCUGUUUGACUGUCAUUCUGUGACAGUUUUUGUAACUCAUGACACUAUGUUCUUCAUAAAUGAUGUACCCUUGAGAAAGGAUUCUUCCCGCAAGGGCGGGGAAGAUGAAAAGGAAAGCUCUCCAGUCUGUGUAGUGUUCAAAGCAGUAGAAUGACUGUGAGCCUAUGGGCCCUUCUGACCUGGU
Hippopotamus amphibius kiboko is the source of this 976-nucleotide messenger RNA. It is a transcript of the gene CLRN3, whose product is annotated as clarin 3. Bases 1 to 690 code for a protein of 229 amino acids. The record is from RefSeq and is a predicted model, not a curated record. NCBI's taxonomy places the organism in Eukaryota, Metazoa, Chordata, Mammalia, Artiodactyla, Hippopotamidae. The transcript has 3 exons.